Planococcus citri (citrus mealybug) is the source of this 829-nucleotide messenger RNA. RefSeq lists its product as uncharacterized. The record is from RefSeq and is a predicted model, not a curated record. Gene Ontology annotation, biological process: sensory perception of smell. NCBI's taxonomy places the organism in Eukaryota, Metazoa, Arthropoda, Insecta, Hemiptera, Pseudococcidae. Gene Ontology annotation, molecular function: odorant binding. The transcript has 5 exons. Bases 302 to 745 code for a protein of 147 amino acids.
CUCGUACAUAAAAAAUAUCAACUUCGAAUUAAAAUAUUACGCCAAAUUACACGGUUCCUAUAUACCUUAACUUACUUAUACGAGUACCUAUCUAAUUGUGUUGAUAUUUAUUUAGAAGUGGUCCGAAAUUUCGCAUGUUUAAAAUUAUAUGUUUGCGUUAUAAUAUUUUGGAAGGUGAUGUGGUAAAUUCGUAUUUAAAUUUCACCGGUAUAUAUGUUUGUUUUUCAUUAAUACGCGGGCAGUGUUUGUUUGCUAAAUUUUGGGUUAGUUCGGGUCUGGAUUCGUAAUUAAGUUUAGCAUCAUGUUAGUUAUAUUGACUUUAUUAUUUGUCGCCGCGUGUUACGCUGCCCCCCAAGAAAUGGGUACACAUGUGUACGACGCCGAAAGCGAUUGUUUCCAGCAGCAUCCUUCGAUAACUAGAGAAUUUUUGGAAGGGUUAAAAAAAGUCAAGAAAUUACCCGAUGAUCCUACUCAAGAUUUCAAAUGUUUCAUGGCCUGUGUCGGUAAAAAAAUUGAAGCGAUGAGCCAAUCGGGUGAUUUCCAUUUCGAUACGCUGAAAGAAAUCACAGUUUUGAUCACCGGAGGCGACGCUUCUCACGACGAUGCUCACGCCAUGGUCAGCAAAUGCUUCGACGUUGAUCACGACGACGAUUGCGAAAAAGCCUGGAAAUACGUUCAAUGCAAAGUGGACGAACUUCAACCUUACAAAUUCUCCAAAGGAUUCUGCCCCACUUGUCACGAAUAAUAAUUUUAAUAUUGUGUCGUCGAUGUUGUUCGUUUAUUGUACUUACAUUAAGUCUCUUUAUAAAUAAAUGCGAUAUUUUUGAGA